AUGCCAAAAAGCGACACCUGGCCCGGUGGCAUUGGAUUGGAGACGAUGACCGGCAUGGACAGCGCUGGCAGCUGGGACAGCGUGCUCAGCGCCAAUUCUGUCUUUAGUGAUGACAGUAUGGAGCACCUGUCUGCUGAAGAGAAGGCCUGUCUCAUGUUUUUGGAGGAGACGAUCGAGUCUUUGGAAAACGAGGAAGACAGCGGGCUGUCCAACGACGAACCGGACCAACUGCCCGGCCCCGGCAACCUCGCCAACAAACUGGCCGACCUGUCGGCCUCCAUGAGCAAAAGUUUACAGAAGCACGCGUCCAAGGAACCCGUACAGGACUUUGUUGACACCAAACCGAUGCAGGGCUACCUGGUUCCUACGCCUCUCGUUCUGGCAAGCAGCGCUCCGUGUUCUGCACUAAAUGCAAAGACGGGCGUCCCCCCAGACAAAAACCUCAGCUACAAGCCUCACUUCAGUCCUCCGAGCAACAAACCGGAUCUCCACCAGAAACCCGUCGCUCCCCGCGUACCUUUAGAGGUUAACGGUGUGAUGCCUCCUCCCACCAAGCCCAGGGACUACUCGGUUCGGAAAGCUGAAGGUUUACCUCGAGGUCCUCUGUCCUAUGAGGCGCUGGUUCAUCUGCGGAGGAGUGCCUCCACAAAGAAGACGCCUCUCUGUCCCGCGAUUGAUCACACCAUCGACUUGGACAAGCGCCUUCCCGUCACAGUGGAAGGACCGAACCUCGGAUACCCUCCGAGAUCUGACAGAUCCCACUCAGAGGCGUAUAGGUCCAAGACCGGUCCCCCGGUUAUCGGCCCCAAACCCAAAAGGAUUCCUGCCAACAUAUCUGUGAAAACACAAAAUGAAGCAUCCGUAACCUCAGACCCUCCGUUCAAUAUCAAGAACGCAUCAGACCCCCAGGUCGUCAGACUGGAAGCUUUGCAGAAGCUGGGUCUACUGAGAGACCAAGAGCCAGAAAAGGAGUCCGUGGUCCCAGGUCCACCUCACGUCAACCCGUCGAGAAGCCCGUCGUUCUGUCACUCUCAAGUGCCCACGGAGCCCAAGAACAGGCCCCUGCAGAGCAGCGUCAGUUUCCAUCACUACUCCAGAAGCGACCAGCAGCCGGCGGCCGCAUCAGAACCCGCUCAAUCCAACGGAUUCAAGGCAACGGGUCUGGAGCGCUCCGCCACCCUGGACAACCACAGAAACGGUCAGCCCGCGACCCGCAAACCCUCAACCUCAGUGGGGUAUACGGUGAUGGUGGUGCCCGGGAUGGGAGCGGAUCGAAAAGAAGCCCUGAGAAAGCUCGGGCUGCUCAAAGACUAA
Messenger RNA from Cyclopterus lumpus (lumpfish), 1314 nucleotides. RefSeq lists its product as uncharacterized. The record is from RefSeq and is a predicted model, not a curated record. The transcript is spliced from 4 exons. Bases 1 to 1314 code for a protein of 437 amino acids. Lineage: Eukaryota; Metazoa; Chordata; Actinopteri; Perciformes; Cyclopteridae.